CCAGGUAUAAACCUGAUGAAUYUAUCGUCAGCCUUACUGGUGGCCCAUUUCKUKUGGCUGAUUGGAUCAGRCCAGACAGGUUCUCACGGAGCAUGCGUMGYCAUUGCAGUAAUUCUUCAUUUUUCAUUYSUKGCSUCRUUUGCYUGGAUGACUGUUAUAGCUUUCAACACUUGGAAAGCAUUCUCGUCAACCGGAUGUGCAGGCAGAUCAUCUGAUAAGGAAUACCGAAGAAAGAAGAUAYGYCRCWCUCUWGCAGUUGGAUGGCUCCCUGUUCUCGUAUUSGUUCUYRUUUGUCUYAYCCUMGAYCAAUCAGGAGCCGUUGAAAUCAGGUACGGUGGUCCAAAGGGAUGCUGGAUCAACAAUGGUCUUGCCAACCUCUUYAUYUUYAUCCUUCCCUUGGCGGCUUCUAUAAUCUGGAACGCUGUUUUCUUUAGCCUGACUGUAAAAGCUAUUUACAAGGCAAAGAAGCAAGCAAGGAUGGUAACACAUCAGCGAGAGAACCAACGCCAUUUCGCUAUCUACAUCAAAAUCGCAGUUCUUAUGGGCUUCACGUGGAUCUUCGGCUUCUUAGCUUUAUUAAAAUCUGCGUAUUUCAAUUAUCCUUUCGUCGUAUUCAACACCCUCCAAGGUGUAUACAUCGCUGUUGCCUUCACGUUUAACUCAAGAAUAAAGAAACUUUAUCGAUUGAAGUUUUUCACUCGUUCCAACAAUCUGAGAGAGUCAGAUAGGUCUACCAAUAAAUAUACAAAGCAUUCCACAGCAACUACUCAAGUAUAAGUUAU
Molecule: messenger RNA, 782 nt
Organism: Actinia tenebrosa (Australian red waratah sea anemone)
Lineage: Eukaryota; Metazoa; Cnidaria; Anthozoa; Actiniaria; Actiniidae
Biological process (GO): G protein-coupled receptor signaling pathway; cell surface receptor signaling pathway
Cellular component (GO): membrane
Molecular function (GO): G protein-coupled receptor activity
Source: RefSeq, a predicted model, not a curated record